UCGAAACUAUGCCUCUUGCGAUCUAUCGUCGAACCACUGUCAGUGUCUAGAAUUUUGUCAUUAAUCGACGCGUGUGUUGAGUUCCAGGUCCGCGAGUGCUUCAAGAAGGCAACGGCUCCCUUGCAGCCGGAACAGAAGAGAAGAAACCCUAGGUUUCUUCGCGAGCCUGGGCUGGAAUUCAGAUGGGACGAGGCGUGUGUCGCGGGCGUCUUUGAACGAGACGGUGCCGGCGCCGUUGACGCCCCAGCGUCGCGCCAGACUCCAUUGUCCCUCGCGUCAUCCCCCCAGAAGCAGCAGCAGCAGCAGCAGCAGCAACAACAACAACAAUCAACCGAUCGGCAGCAUCUCGGGCCAAGAUCGUCGCCACAACUGCUCCAGUUGCGGCAAGAGCUACAAGAACGCGUACAUCCUCAAGAGACACUUGCGCUUCGAGUGCGGCAAGGAUCCCUCGUUCAACUGUCCUCACUGCGCCUUCAGCUCCAAGUACGAGAGGAACGUGAAAAUGACAUGGGCCUGUUUCACGCGAAAGACCCGAGGUUCACGCUCGAGAGCUACGAGCUGUCACCCUCGCUCACCAUGUCUGCGAAGAAGUACAUAUGUACUUGCGGCAAGAUCUACAGCCAAAAGAGUUCCCUGGACCGACAUCUACGUUACGAGUGCGGGAAGAUGCCCAACGUGCCCUGUCCGCAGUGCGGGAAAAUGUUCAAGCACAAACACCACGUGACGCAACACCUGAAGAGCUGCCGUCUCAAAGAUUCACGAAGCUCGGACUUUCCCAAUUAUGCGAUGCAGCGACGACCAGGUGGCCAUCGUCGACGACCGUCGGGAUCGCGUCAAGAGACAGAGGACAGCCUGCUUUCAAGAUUCUUCUGCGAGAGUUGCGGGAAAUCGUACAAAUGGAGGGAGUCUCUUUUGAAGCACAAACGCGUGGAAUGCGGGAAGUUGCCGCAGUUCUCGUGCGAAGUUUGCGGCUAUAGAUUCAUGCACAAGCAUCACCUGCGUAAACACAUGACUUCUAUUCACCAAUUGGUUCCUUCGAGUCACGAUGGUAGCUUUUCGAUGAAAAUGACGGCAUCCGGGGGCACGAGUGCGUUUCGAUUCGAGCGAUUGAACAACUUGCAGGGCUCACAGACGUAA
This is a messenger RNA of Hylaeus anthracinus, 1137 nucleotides long. RefSeq names its product zinc finger and SCAN domain-containing protein 10-like. The record is from RefSeq and is a predicted model, not a curated record. Gene Ontology annotation, biological process: regulation of transcription by RNA polymerase II. The annotation marks the transcript as partial. Lineage: Eukaryota; Metazoa; Arthropoda; Insecta; Hymenoptera; Colletidae. Gene Ontology annotation, molecular function: RNA polymerase II cis-regulatory region sequence-specific DNA binding; DNA-binding transcription factor activity. The transcript is spliced from 4 exons.